Priapulus caudatus is the source of this 952-nucleotide messenger RNA. Its product is annotated as multifunctional methyltransferase subunit TRM112-like protein. The record is from RefSeq and is a predicted model, not a curated record. NCBI's taxonomy places the organism in Eukaryota, Metazoa, Priapulida, Priapulimorpha, Priapulimorphida, Priapulidae. Bases 103 to 477 code for a protein of 124 amino acids. The transcript has 4 exons. Gene Ontology annotation, biological process: tRNA methylation; rRNA (guanine-N7)-methylation; peptidyl-glutamine methylation. Gene Ontology annotation, molecular function: protein heterodimerization activity.
CAGUCUAAGUUCAUACAUGAUUCAGGAGAGGCGAAUUGUUUUCGCAUGCUUCGCUGUACGAUUUCAACGUUUAUCGUUAGUUAAUUACCAUCAUAAGUAAAAAUGAAGCUGUUGACACAUAAUAUGUUAACUUCUAAAUUCAUGAAAGGGGUGGUGAAGGGCUACCCACUAGGAAUUGUGGCAUCGGAAGUGAAGGAAGUAGCCGUAGACUACAACCCGGACUUUGUUUGCCGAAUGAUUCCAAAGCUCGAGUGGGGCUCGUUAUGUUCAGCUGCUGAUUCUAUUGGGAAGCUUGGAGAUUUACCAAAAGAGUUGCCAGAAAAUAUAGAAAGUAAUCAGGACUUUUUGAAAAAGGUUCAUCAUUUAUUGAUGGAAGUGGAGGUAAUAUCCGGAAACUUGAUAUGUCCAGAAACGGGAAGGAAGUUUCCCAUCAACAACGGAAUCCCAAACAUGCUGCUCAAUGAGGAUGAGGUCUGACUAUCAGCAUGCUGAUCUUUUGUUACUUGUAUAUUUGUCUAACAGCCGAUUGUAAUCACCACUUGACCACUGUACAGAGUUUCAACAUAAGAUCUAGUCGCCUUAGCUGUAACAUGCAUUCCUAGACCAUAUCACAGUAGAAUAUAUGAAAUAUUAGGUUACCAGACAAAACAGGCUGGAUUGGUGUUCGUAUUCUGAUCAUGGAGCAAUGAUUACAAUCUGCCAUCGUCUGUAUAAAUUUUAACAUUCCUGGACAAGCCAUGUUAUAUAAUUUUACCAGCUUAUUUUUCCACACCUCUUGUGUACUGCAAUCUCAUGCUUUGCAUUCCUUAUAGCAAAAAGGCACUGAUGUUCUGCUUAAAAUUGGAUUUAAUUAGAAUGGGAGAUAAAGAUCCUUCUCACUGCCAAUACUUGUAUCUCUGGAUUUAUUUGUUAUCAGCACCUUGUAAAAUACAGUAUAUAUAAUAAAAUUGCA